Molecule: messenger RNA, 1309 nt
Organism: Oppiella nova
Lineage: Eukaryota; Metazoa; Arthropoda; Arachnida; Sarcoptiformes; Oppiidae
Source: the annotation of a GenBank genome assembly
UGCAGUGAGUGGUGUUGUGGGACUGCAUGACUGCCAGCUGUACCUUAUUUGAUGUGUUUUCGUGAUUUGAAAACUAUUUGAACAAUUAGUUUGCAAUUGAUUUGUCGCGCAAUUGUGGCCAAAGUGUUGACACAUAAGUGACCGCAAGAGUGAAGACACGGACAAUUGUCUCAAAUGUUACCCAAAUAUUCAAAUGAUAAGGAAUAUAAGGUGACCCAUGCUUUCAAAGUGAAAGAGAAACUUAGCGGAUGGCUCAGGCUCAUAUUGUCGGACAAAAACUCGAGAAAUUUAUUUCUCUUUUUAUUGCUGAAUCUCUCCUUCGCUUUCGUGGAGCUCUCGUAUGGCAUAUGGACUAACAGUCUGGGAUUAAUAUCGGACUCGUUCCACAUGUUCUUCGACUGUACGGCCCUAUUGGCGGGUUUGGCCGCUUCCGUGAUCACCAAAUGGCGAUCCAAUGAGCGCUUUUCUUACGGUUACGUGAGGGCCGAAGUGAUCGCCGGUUUCGUGAACGGGUUGUUCCUCUUAUUCAUCGCAUUCUUCAUAUUCUCAGAAGCGGUCGAACGGGCGAUAGAACCGCCGGAAGUGAAACACGAGAGACUGUUCCUGAUCUCAGUGUUGGGUCUUCUGGUAAACCUCGUGGGCAUCUUUGUCUUCCAACACGGGGGAGCGCACGGACACUCCCAUGAGGGCGGCGGCGCUCACAAUCACUCGCACGGCAAUCAUUCGCACUCACAUAAUGGUCACUCACACCACGGCCACAGUCACGAGAGCACCGGUGGUCACUCGCAUUCCAGCGCCGGCAACACCAGUGAUGUGAGCAACCGGCAGAUCAUGCAGGGGGUGUUCCUUCAUAUUAUGGCCGACACUCUCGGAAGUGUUGGAGUGAUUAUAUCAGCCAUUCUCAUGAGUUACUUCGGAUGGAUGAUAGCCGACCCCAUCUGUUCCAUGUUCAUCGCAUCGUUGGUUGCGUUGAGUGUAAUCCCACUCCUGAGGGAUUCGAUUAGCAUUUUGAUGCAAAGAACUCCCCGUGAAUUAGAUCCUCACUUAGCGGGCUGUUACCAAAGGGUGAUGCAAUUAGAAGGUGUGCUGAGUCUUCAAGAGCCACACUUCUGGACGCUGUGUUCGGAGGCAUACAUAGGUUCGGUGAAAGUGGAGGUCUCCAAUGCGGCCGACCCUCGAUAUGUGUUAAGCCAUACCCACAGCAUAUUCGCUCAGAUCGGAGUCAAACAACUUUAUGUUCAAAUAGAUUUCGCUCCCAUUUGACCGCAUUUUUAGUAUUAAUUAAUUCAUUUAUAAAUUUUAUUAAAUU